This is a messenger RNA of Amphibalanus amphitrite, 2131 nucleotides long. RefSeq lists its product as uncharacterized. The coding region runs from base 169 to 501 and encodes 110 amino acids. Gene Ontology annotation, biological process: synapse organization. NCBI's taxonomy places the organism in Eukaryota, Metazoa, Arthropoda, Thecostraca, Balanomorpha, Balanidae. Gene Ontology annotation, cellular component: neuron projection membrane. The transcript has 3 exons. The record is from RefSeq and is a predicted model, not a curated record.
AGGAGUGACUUUUGUUUACAGUGCCAACAUCACAGCUGCUGAUUGAAGGUUAUAUACAUCAGCUGAAUUUAGCAUGCAGCGAUUGAAUUAUUGGCUCCAGUUUUGCUUUCAGAGAUUAAAAUCAUUUAGUAUUCAACAACAAUAGAUCUAGAAGCUUUUUGUUGUGUAAUGACUAGCAAACUUCAUUGCAGGUUUUGUCUGGAAGCGUGCCAGCUUGUUCAGUAUGAUCUGUCCAGAGCCGGAGUUCGCAUCAGAACAUACCGGGAAGGCAACAAUACCAUCAGCAAGUUUCUGAUCGAGCGGGCCAUGCCGUCCGAUUCUGGAGAGUACUUCUGUGACCCGGAUGGUCUCCAGCAGGUCAAGGUCACUGUUCACAUACUCAAUGGCGAUCACCCAGCGGCCAUGCAGACCGGGGGUCAGCCGUGUCACCGCGUGACCUCGGCAGUGGCCCUCCUCUGCUGCUGGCUUCUGCUGCUGCUGACACCGACCAGUCCCUGCUAGCCGGCCAGCUAAGGUCAGCCCGUCGGAUCGCCCCGCGGAUAUAAACCAGCGCUACUGACUGUCGCCUCCGAGAGCUCCCGAUUGUGAGCCAGUGGGGCUCACAGAACCACGCGGUUCCGCGGGGAACGCCGCUGCCCCUCCGACAUCGUGGUGGCUCUUCUGAAUGCCCGGCGUCUGUGAAGUGAAAAGCUGACUCGACUGUGUCUGUGAACUGAAACGCGGACCAGUCUGUGAACUGAAACACUGACCCGGUGUCUCUUGACCGCGGGAGGGGAUUUAAUUGUGGUGAUGAGCGGUUAAUGAGGAACGAUGAAGGGGUGAGUGCCCGCCCAAAGGGACCGGUCACAGAGUAAUGAGGUGUGAGCCUUUGAUGACGGAUCUGGAGGCGGCCCGACAAUGUUUCCCGUGGCCGACCACCUGUGAUCUCCGAGGUCAAAGACAGUUCUGGUGCUGACGGCAGAUCAGUGUGAAGUGUGAAGGAACAAUGGUGAGGACUGAGGAGCCUCCCAGGUGGCUCUCCGGCGGCUCUGUCGGAUGAAAUGGAACAAUGAUCUCUCACCAGCUCUCGUGAUGGGAUAGCUGUUCAUCGAGAAGAAGCAGUUUUGUCAAAGGAGCAGAUCCAUUUACAACACUCCGGAGACAGUUACGGCGAGCAGAGACAGUUGAGGCUUGUCGGAGACAGCUGCGGCGCGAUGGACACAUUUGUGUUGCUGACGACGGACUGCAGCUGUGUUGCCAUGGUGACGAAAUGUAUUUAUGUUUCCCGGCGACUUGUCGCCGUGGAGUUCUGUAUGCUCGCCGUACAGAACUUCGGCACGAUCCGAAUUUACCCAAACACAGCGAACUUCGGUGGGUAUGGGAUCAUUAUGUUAAAAAUAAUUCAUGACGUCAUUGGCGGGCGCACGACAGCAAGAUUGAAGAAGUGUGACUUUGCGAGUAAAUGAACAAGGCAGGAGAGAGAAACCAAUGUAGCCUCACUCCGUUUGAACAAAUAAUUCACGACUUGUGUUAGAGCUGAGGUCGGGGCUGUGCGAAAGUCGAGCGAUGCGAACGUGAAAACGAGACAGUGUUUCGUCUCUAACGUUUUGCUUUGUCGCAGAUGAUUUAGACGAAUGAAUGCUGGUGCUUUAACAGUAUGGUUUACACAAGAUUCCCAUGGUUUACAUGUAUCAAUACUACGAUUUCCGUGAUCCAAUUUGAAUUUGUCAUGACAUGUUUGUCACACAUUGGCUUAUUCUUGCGAAGUAAGAUGAAGUAAGAUUCGUAAGGUGCGUUUUUCACCAAAAAGUAAGCAUGCAUUUGAAGCAACGUGAUAUCUGCUGAGGCUAACUGCAAGCACGUUUCCAUCUUUGUUCCUUUCCAUCGCUACAACACCAUGAAUGCAUGGGUGAUGGGUAAGCGCAUUUCCUUUGAAAUGUGGAAACAAUUACGUACAGGAAUCAAAAGUAGCUGUUUGGUACGCAUUGCAGACAUGUGUUCUAACUUCUGUCACCUAAAAUGUGUGCGUCUGCAGCUACACCUAGGCGUGCUUGAUAUGUUACGGAUGUAUGUGUAAUUGUGUAUGAAUGACAUUAGUGCUUAGGUGUGAAAUUAUGUUCAAUAAAAUAAACCAUAUUUGUACUAACCAUGA